Molecule: messenger RNA, 740 nt
Organism: Gossypium arboreum
Lineage: Eukaryota; Viridiplantae; Streptophyta; Magnoliopsida; Malvales; Malvaceae
Product: pre-mRNA-splicing factor CWC21-like
Exons: 2
Coding region: 124-531 (135 amino acids)
Source: RefSeq, a predicted model, not a curated record
UUCUGUUUCUGAUGUCCAUUGGUCAAACUAGCAAUUGCAAGUUCUUUUCUUUUCUUAAUCGUAAAAUUGAAAAAAGGCAUUGGCAGAAUAUUUGAGAUAGGGUUUUGAAAAAAAAUCCCUAAAAUGGACAACGGAAUCGGACUGAACACCCCUAGGGGGUCAGGCACCAAUGGUUACAUUCAGAGCAACAAAUUCUUUGUAAAGCCGAAGACGAAUCGGGUAACCGAUUCCACCAAGCCUUUCGAGGCAGAUCAAGGCAGCGCAGGUCUCACCACCAGGAAACCUAACAAGGAAAUCCUCGAGCAUGAUCGCAAGCGUCAGAUUGAGCUCAAGCUCGUGAUUUUGGAAGAUAAACUCGCCGAACAAGGUUACACUGAAUCUGAGAUCGCUGAUAAGCUCGUCGAAGCUAGGAAGGCUCUCGAAGAUGCUCAACAAGAGAAAGACGAAGAAGAAGAAGUUAUACCAAUCCCUACUCGCCAGCAAAAGGUUUCGGAUACACAGAACCACCAAAUUGCGGCAAGGAAGGAGUAGCAGAUGGAGACCUUUAGUGCUGCUCUCGGGAUUGGAGCUUCUGAAUCUGGGCUUCCUCCUCUGCCAAAUCCUGGAAACAACAUCGAUGAGCGGUGUACAUAACUGUGAUUAGGGUUUAGGGUAUAUCCAAUAUGAUUAUUUGCUAUUAUUGCGAUUAGUAUAACAACAAUAAUGAUAAUAAAAUUAAAUAUUGUGGUAGAAAUAAAAAA